UUUGUUGAUUUAGCAUGAUUGAUUGGGGAUUUUUUUGGAUCGAGUAAUAGCCAUUAUCAAAUAUAAAGUUGACUCCCCAACUCAACAAAUUGUCAUCCCCAAAAAUUGAGAAAGUAACAUCCAAAAGUAAUGGAGAACACAAAACAACCCCAAAAAGCCCAUGUUCUGGUGGUUCCAUUCCCGGGCCAAGGCCACAUUAACCCAAUGCUUCAAUUUUCCAAACGCUUAGCUUCCAAAGGUAUCAAAACCACCUUAACUCCCACAAUCUAUAUCGCCAAAUCCAUGCACUCCACCACCAUACCUACGCAUCACGGCCCGCCCAUCCAAAUCCGGCCCAUUUCCGAUGGCUAUGACGACGGCGGGUACAACCAAGCUGAGUCUACAUCAGCCUACUUAGAUGACCUCAAAUCCCACGGUCAAAAAACACUGGCCCAACUCGUGGAGAAGCUAGCCCAAGAAGGUGAACCGGUUAAAGCAAUUAUAUAUGAUGGGUUCUUAUCUUGGGCCUUACAUGUGGCCCGCCACUUUGGCCUUGUUGGGGUGGUGUUUUUUACGCAAGCUUGUACUGUAAAUAGUGUUUACUAUCAUGUUCAACGUGGACUUAUCCAGCUACCAAUACCGGGUUCUGGCCCGAUGAUGGUUCCUGGAGCACCGGAGCUUCUUCCGGCGGAUCUUCCUUCGUUGGUUGAAAUAUACGGGUCAUACCCGUUUUGGUUUGAUGUGGUUUUGAAUCAGUUUUCCAAUAUUGAUCAAGUGGAUUGGGUGUUGUGUAAUACUUUCUAUGAUAUGGAAAAAGAAUUAAAUGAUUUAUUGAAGGUGGUUGAUUGGAUGGCUGAAAGGUGGAAAGUAAGAACAAUUGGACCCACAGUUCCAUCAUAUUACCUUGACAAAAGACUGGACUAUGACAAAGACUAUAGCAUUCAACUCCUCAAGCCAAACACGGCCAUGUACGAGACUUGGUUAGCCAACAAAUCAAAAGCUUCAGUCAUUUACGUGUCUUUUGGAAGCAUGGCUGAGUUAUCCAACGAACAAUACGAAGAACUAGCAUGGGGUUUAAGGAACAGUAACCAAAACUUCUUGUGGGCAGUAAGGGAGUCCGAGCAGUCCAAACUUCCUAAGGGAUUUAUAGACGAUGUUUCGAAACGUGGCUUAGUAGUGGGUUGGUCGUCGCAACUUGAGGUGUUGGCUCAUGAAGCGGUAGGAUGUUUCGUAACACAUUGUGGGUUUAACUCGAUCCUCGAGGCAUUGUGCCUUGGGGUUCCGGUGGUGGGAAUUCCACAAUGGACAGACCAAGGGACUAAUGCUAAAUUAGUGGAGGAUGUUUGGGGAGUGGGAAUAAGAGCCAAGAAAGAAGAGAAUGGGAUUGUGAGAAGAGAAAAGGUGGAGGAAUGUAUUAGGGAGGUAAUGGAAGGGAAGAAAAAAGAGAUUAAGAAGAAUGUGGCUAAAUGGAAGAUGUUGGCUAAAGAAGCAAUAGAUGAAGGUGGAAGUUCCGAUAAGAAUAUUGAAGAGUUUGUGGCAAAUCUAGUGGAAUCUUAGUAAUCUAGUGAAAUCUUUGGCCACAAUUAUAGUUCAAUGAGCGAAAUACACCGAGUAAGUAAGAUGGUGAUGAUGAAAAGAAUCAACAAUUUGUUUGUUUUUACAAUUUCAUGUAUCCAAUAUCUUAAACUUCGGUUAGAUAUAAGUCUCUUCAUUACACCAGAUCGAAGUAAUGAAAUGUUGUAAAAGUAAAAGGUUGUAUUUGACUAAUAUUUGAUCUAAGCUCGUGUUGGAUUGAUUAA
Molecule: messenger RNA, 1778 nt
Organism: Amaranthus tricolor (Joseph's coat)
Lineage: Eukaryota; Viridiplantae; Streptophyta; Magnoliopsida; Caryophyllales; Amaranthaceae
Product: UDP-glycosyltransferase 74G1-like
Exons: 2
Coding region: 130-1536 (468 amino acids)
Molecular function (GO): UDP-glycosyltransferase activity
Source: RefSeq, a predicted model, not a curated record